AUGAUGAUGCAGCAUGCAACAGCUUUGGCUACAAAUAUGCAAGCAGAAGAUUGCUUGAAUCUUGAAGCAAAGGUCAGGAAGGCAAAAGCUGAAGGUCAAACAGUUACUAUAACUGAUGGAUGUGUGUUUUUUGAUUAUCAACUGAUUGCUCGACUACCUCCUGGUGUUCAAUUUAAUACUUGA
Molecule: messenger RNA, 183 nt
Organism: Thelazia callipaeda (thelaziosis nematode)
Lineage: Eukaryota; Metazoa; Nematoda; Chromadorea; Rhabditida; Thelaziidae
Source: the annotation of a GenBank genome assembly